AUAGGGGAAGCAGCCGCACUUUGCAUUACGCUAGUUUCAGAAUGCAGCUGUAACUGUUGUGAGAUGUGCCUUUGCUUCCUCUUGUGUCACUAAUCAUUUCUGACAACAUCACACAACAUAGCAGGAGUCGCAAUAGAAAAAAAAGGAAGUCCACUUGCAAUAAGAUCAGAAACAAAGUGGCAAAGAUAUAGGAGAAGCGUACGUCUUGGCAGGGUCGGCUCACACAUUGCAGAGUUUCUGGACAGGGCUCCUGUCCACCACUACACAUGGCUUUAGUCGAAAUUAUGCGCCUGUGGAGCGAGGGGGUGUCCGCUGCUGAUAAAGGGGAUUGGAAUGGUGCCCUCAAGACAUUCACCUCCAUAUCAGACCCUCGAUCCAAGAUCUGCUUUAACAUUGGCUGCUGUCAUCUUGUAAAGGGAGAUCUGCAGAUGGCGGAGGAGGCCUUCACAAUGACCAUAGAACGAGACAAGCACCUGGCGGUGGGAUAUUUCCAACGCGGUUUGGUCUCCUUCAAGAGGAGCAAGUACAUUCCAGCUCUGCAGGACUGGACUCGGGCAUUUACAGAAUUGCGAGGGAACCAGCUGAUUGAUUACAAAAUCCUGGGCAUGACUUUUAAGCUCUACAGCUGCGAGAUCCUGUAUAAUAUCGCUCUGGCCCACGCUAAAGUGGGAGACUGGGCAAAAGCUGAGGAGAGCCUCUUGCUUGCUCUGAGUCAGAAAGUAGAGCCACGACAUGGCACCAAGAUCGAGAGAGCUCUGCAGGACAUCCUGAAACAGAAGGAUUUUGCCCCUGUGGAGAUGCCGAGGGGGAAGAUGUUCCAGCCUAAUGAGAAGCUGGUGGAGCAACUUGAGAAGAAGGAUUACUUGGGGAAAGCACAGGUUGUGGCCUCUGUGGUUGAUAAGGACAGUUUCUCUGGUUUUGCCCCUCUGCAACCUCAGACCAGCAACCCUCCUCCACGUCCAAAGACACCAGAAGUUCUUAGGACAUUGGAGGGGGAGCCACAUCGUGUACUGUUUGAAUUCAACCCCGAGACCCCCGAGGAAAUUCAGGUUAUGCCAGGAAACAUUGUUUUUGUCGUGAGCAAAGGGGAGGACAACUGGGCCACGAUCAUGUUCAAUGCAAAGAAAGGGAUCGUGCCGUACAAUUAUCUGCAGCCUGUGGAACUCCGCUUCCAGCCAAAAGUACAGGAACAAAAGUCAUCCGGUAACUCUCCAGAACAGCUAGAUGUGCCUGCGCCACCUACAGCCACUCCACCCGAAAGACCUAAAAACCUGAAAGCGUCCGCUACUGCUGCCAGCUCCCCAGACUCUUCACGUCAGGAAUCCCAUUACAUAGUGAAAGUUUACUAUAAGUACACAGUGGCGAUACAGACCUCCCAUAAACUUCCAUACGAUGAUCUCCUGACAUUGAUCAGCAGCAAAUUGCAACUAUCGCCCUCCAGCAUAAAACUCAGUUUCAGAGACGGAGAAGCUGAUGUAACACUGAAUAAGGACAAUAUGGAGAAAGCUUGGGAGUUAACUACACAGAACUGCCUGAAACUGAAGUGCACAGAUUUGGAGCCAGAGGAAACCUUUGCAGCCGCUGAAGAGGCCAAAAGCCAGGAUCCCACCGCAGCGAAGGAGACGUCCGUAACUCAGGUCACUGCUCUGUUUGCUUAUGAAGCUUCACAACCUGAAGAUUUGCCUUUUAAAAAAGGAGAUGUUAUAAAAGUACUGUCUAAAAUAUCUGCAGAUUGGUGGGAAGGAGAAUGCCAGGGAAAAGUUGGGAUCUUCCCUACAGCCUUUGUGGAAUGAACAGUGAAUUGAACAAUCUCCCUGAAAAUCAUCUAAAUAUGUAUAUAAUUACUCGUAUUGUAAAGACAGAAGCAAAUACCUUUCCCUGUUCAGCGCUGUAAAGUUCUUGGUCUGUAUUUCACCAUUUCAAGUAUUUUUGGAUCCACUUAAAAUAUACCAUAAACACAGUUAUUGUUUCUCACA
Molecule: messenger RNA, 1976 nt
Organism: Spea bombifrons (plains spadefoot toad)
Lineage: Eukaryota; Metazoa; Chordata; Amphibia; Anura; Pelobatidae
Gene: NCF2
Product: neutrophil cytosolic factor 2
Exons: 15
Coding region: 267-1793 (508 amino acids)
Biological process (GO): superoxide anion generation; respiratory burst; phagocytosis
Cellular component (GO): NADPH oxidase complex
Molecular function (GO): protein binding; superoxide-generating NADPH oxidase activator activity
Source: RefSeq, a predicted model, not a curated record